Salvia miltiorrhiza (redroot sage) is the source of this 399-nucleotide messenger RNA. RefSeq lists its product as uncharacterized. The coding region runs from base 1 to 399 and encodes 132 amino acids. The transcript has a single exon. The record is from RefSeq and is a predicted model, not a curated record. NCBI's taxonomy places the organism in Eukaryota, Viridiplantae, Streptophyta, Magnoliopsida, Lamiales, Lamiaceae.
AUGAAGAGGGAUAGCUCACUGUGGUCCCGGAGGUGGGGGCGGGGGUGGGGCGAAUUGGUCACGAUGCUGCAAGGAAAAAACGGCCCACUGUGCUUGGAGGGACUGAAUACUGGUGUCAUUGUUGGCGAGAUGGUGGUUGGAGAAGGGUGGUGGCUGGAGGUAGAUGGUGGAGGUCGCGGUGGCUGGAGAAGGUUGCGGUGGUUGUUGGCGGCGGUGGCUGGAUGCGGUGGUGUAGAUAGGGGGUGGCUGGUUGCGGUGGUGGAGAGAGGUGGUGGUUGCGGUGGUGGAGGUUGCUGGAGUUGCGGUGGUGGAGAGAGGUGGUGGUUGCGGUGGUGGAGGUGGCUGGAGUUGGGAGGCGGUGGCUGGAGUGGUGGUGGUGGAAGGAUGGUGAGAGGCUGA